Molecule: messenger RNA, 8769 nt
Organism: Oncorhynchus mykiss (rainbow trout)
Lineage: Eukaryota; Metazoa; Chordata; Actinopteri; Salmoniformes; Salmonidae
Product: mitogen-activated protein kinase-binding protein 1
Biological process (GO): positive regulation of JNK cascade; negative regulation of canonical NF-kappaB signal transduction
Cellular component (GO): cytoplasm
Molecular function (GO): protein binding
Source: RefSeq, a predicted model, not a curated record
UCAAUAGCUAAAAGUCGCCAUUCGCCGACUUUUCAUUCAAAUGUUGCAUUCGAGUUAGGAGACACAAAACAAGGUGGCAGACAGGCCCAGUCGGGAGCUCCACAUGAGAUGUCCCAGCCGCUUUCAACCACCACUAGAUGGCGACAAUGACUUGACCAGUUAAGGUGAGAUCUGGGUCAGAUUGCUUGUCCAGUGUAAUCAAAACUAACGACUGUAAAUGUUGAUACUUGCAACUAAGCGAGACAAGGAGGUCUGCCCUGACAGUCGUGAUUUAGAAAAUCGUCUUAACGAAAGGGAACGAUAUAAAAAGAAAGCUAGAUAUGUUGCAAUGUGUGAUCAUUAAACAAUGCAUUGCAGAACCAGGAAAAAAUGUAUAGCAAUGGCAAGGUAGCUAGUGCCCAAGGCGCCUGUGCUAACCUUAGCCCCUAUAAGCACGGCUAAAUAUCUAGCUAGCUAACUAUUGUUAGAUACAAUGCUAGUUUGUUAACAUUGUCAAAUGACAUGCUCGUAGGCAAUAGCACUGGGCAUAUUCUUAUUGAGUGUUUUAAGCAAACGUUAGAAUCUUUUUUGCCCAUAUGGGGACGCAAGAGACAGCUGGGACCAUAGAGAACCGUAUUCUAAUUCCUAAUUCUAUGGCUGAAAGCUUGGCUAGCUGGCUAACCAACUGGUGUUGUGCCACAGAUCCAGUUUGCCAAUCAUUGGUGAGUUCUCGUUGAGGAGGAGGCAAUGACAAGAGGAGCGGAGACGUGACUGUCUUCCGUGACCCGAACGUCGAAGUAGCUAAUCCUGUUGACAAUCUGAGAACGUUUACCAUUUUUUCCAAAUGCAGAGAUCCCUCUCCGUGGAUCAGAAUGCGAUCCAAGAAGAACAGAUAAUGCGAAAAAGCUUUCUAGGCAGAGCAGGGCAUGAAAUCAACGAGAACUGCACACAUGCUGACAGAACCAGCUCAUUGAACCUGUAGGAAGCAUGACCGCAUAUUCCUGUAUAUUUGAUUUAAAGUAGAAAUGAUUGUGUCUGUAUUUCACCACCGGUUUCCAUAUUUGCAUGUACUAAUUGUAUCAACCGAUUAAAGAGAUCAGUCAGAAUUUAUUUUUCAAGAUGACGGUGGAGGGUUCCACAAUAAAGAGUCGGAUCAAAAAUCUGCUUCGCUCGCCAUCUAUAAAAUUGAGAAGGAAUAAAGCUCUGAACAACAAAGAAAAUCUCACUAACAAGGUGACACUGGAGAAGGUGCUAGGGAUCACAGCAUUUGGGAACCGCGCUUUGGCUUGUGACCCUCGCUCUGGACUCGUGGCCUACCCAGCUGGAUGUGUGGUGGUGCUGCUGAACCCCAAGAAGAACAAACAGCAUCACAUCCUCAACAGCUCCAGGAAAACCAUCACCACUCUGUCAUUUUCCCCUGAUGGCAAAUUUGUGGUCACAGGAGAGAGUGGACACAUGCCUGCUGUGCGGGUGUGGGACGUUGCAGAACGGACCCAGGUUGCUGAGUUACAGGAACAUAAGUACGGCAUCUCCUGUGUGGCGUUCUCCCCCAACAGCAAGUACAUCGUCAGCGUGGGAUACCAGCACGACAUGAUUAUCAAUGUUUGGGCCUGGAAGAAAAACAUAGUGGUGGCAGCCAACAAGGUGUCCAGUAAAGUCACAGCUGUGUCCUUCUCAGAUGACAGCAACUACUUUGUCACGGCAGGGAACAGGCACGUCAAGUUCUGGUACCUGGAUCACACCAAAUCAUCCAAGGUGAACGCCACGGUUCCUCUGCUGGGUCGCUCGGGGCUCCUGGGGGAGCUGAGGAACAACUUCUUCUCUGACGUGGCAUGUGGGAAGGGUCGUAAAGCCGGCAGCACCUUCUGCAUCACCUCCUCGGGCCUGCUCUGCGAGUUCAGUGACAAACGCCUGCUGGACAAAUGGGUGGAGCUAAGGAAGAACGACAGUGUCACAACCAGUCAGGCCACAUCUCUGUCUGUGACGGACGAGCUGAUCUUCUGUGGCUGUGCCGACGGCACGGUUAGGGCCUUCAGCCCUGUCAACCUGCACUUCAUCUGUACCCUGCCACGCCCACACUGCCUGGGCACAGACAUCGCCACCGUUGUGGAGGCUAGUCACCUCUUCAGCCACAAGAUGGACGCCCGGUGUCCAGACACGGUGGCUGUAUCUUAUGACCCUGCGAGCCGCUGGCUGUCCUGUGUCUACAACGACCACAGCCUGUACGUGUGGGACGUACGGGACCUCCGCAAAGUAGGCAAGGUCUACUCCGCCCUUUACCACUCGGCCUGCGUGUGGAAUGUCGAGGUGUACCCAGACAGGGUAAGUGAUGGCAGGCAGCCCUGUCUGCCUCCAGGCUCCUUCCUCAGCUGUUCUUCAGACAAUACUGUCCGGCUCUGGAACACUGAUGGACACAACACAACUCUUAGCCGCAACGUCAUCAGCAACGACCUCCAGAAGAUCAUCUACAUGGACAACAACACGGCCGGCCUGCUGGACACAGAGUGCCUCAACUCGGGGAACGGAGAGAAGGCCGACCCCCAGACCUCUGAGACCAGGACGGGCAUCAGGACCAUGUGUGUCAGCCCAGACGGGCAGCACCUGGCAUCGGGCGACCGGACCGGCACCUUGAGGAUCCACGAUCUAGAGAGCAUGGGGGAGAUUCUGAACGUUCAGGCCCACGACUCAGAGAUCCUGUGUCUGGAAUACUCCAAGCCUGAGACAGGGCUGAAGCUGCUAGCCACAGCGAGUCGAGACCGGCUGAUCCACGUGCUGGAUGCAGAGCGGGAGUACAGCCUGCUGCAGACGCUGGAUGAACACUCCUCUUCCAUCACCGCUGUACGAUUCGCUGCCAAUGAAGGCAAGGUCAGGAUGAUCAGCUGUGGCGCUGACAAGAGCAUCUACUUCCGCACAGCGCAGAAGUCAGAUGAAGGAACCGUGUUUACCCGCACCCACCACAUCGUACGCAAGACAACGCUGUAUGACAUGGAUAUCGACCCCACCAGGAAGUAUGCUGUUAUUGGUUGUCAGGACCGCAGCAUCAGAAUCUUCAACAUCAGUAACGGAAAACAGAAGAAACUGUACAAGGGCUCCCAAGGAGAGGAUGGGACUGUCAUCAAGGUUCAGACAGACCCCUCAGGGCUGUAUGUGGCCACCAGCUGUUCAGACAAGAACAUCAGCAUCUUUGACUUCUACUCUGGGGAGUGUGUGGCCACCAUGUUUGGACACUCUGAGGUUGUGACUGGAAUGAAGUUUACCAAUGACUGCAAGCACAUGAUAACUGUGUCUGGUGAUAGCUGUAUCUUUGUGUGGCGUCUGGCCCCGGAGCUGACCAUCAGUAUGAGACAGCGUCUCUCGGACCUUAAGCAGAAUGGCAAGCCAGUUCAGAAGACCCCACUUCACAAACCUUGCAAUCUCAGCACCAGGAGAGAGGUAUAUAGCUCCCCUCCCAUUGUCACCAUGUCCUCUGACAGUGACAAAGAGGUGGAGGAGGAGGGGAUAGAAGAAGAGGAUGAGGAAGAGAGGGUCUCUCCUUACAUGGUGUCAGGCUGCAGUGCAGGGGAAAAGACAGACACCUCAGACGAAAAGCACAACUCUCAUCAACUGAAAAGGGAGAACUCUUUUGGCAGGCGGUCCUCCCAGGGCAGUCACCACUCUGAGGACAGGGGUCCUCGUCCGCGGCGCCGCUGGUCCAGACGCAUGGACAGCAUGGAUCUGAUGGUCAAGUCCAUGUUAGACCUCAGACAGCUGGACUCCUUCGCCAUGCCCCCCUCCUCCCCCACUAAGACCCAGACCCAGCCUGUUUCUGACUCCUUCAGAGACCCAUUCAGAGAGGAAGAGCUGGGCAGUACCAUCAGCCUGCAACCCCUCACUGCAUGGGGUGAGUCUGAGCAGAGGUCCCAGCAGCGGCCCAAAUACAUCAUGCUCUCUCCACAGACACCUGACACAGAGACAGGCCCAGUGCUGUACCCCGACGGCUUUGAGGACAGGGUCAGCUUAGCCGGCAGUGAGUACCUGGUGAAGGAGCUGCUGCCUGGGCCUGGGGCCAGCAGGAGUGUGAAGGGGUACCAGAACCACAACCAGUGGAGCCAGGGUCACCAUGACAAACACAGCCCAGACAGCGCCUGCUCUGUGGACUACUCCAGCAGCAGACUGUCCAGCCCAGACAGUCAGCAGCAGCCUCCUGCAGAGGACCCUGAGCUCACGGAGCCUCUCAGUGUGGAUGGGAACUCCUCUGAAUUGGACCUGGAGGAACUGGAGGUGGAAGAGGAGGGGGGCGUAGGGAGGGGAGAUGCCAAGGGGGUGACGGUAGUACCCCAGACCCCCGACCAGGAGGCCUUCCUCAAACAGCACUUUGGCAACCUGGCUGAGCUUAACAACCCAGUGAGUCCGACGAGAGCUGCCACCCCUGACAAUAUCAGCAUCUCCUCCAAGUUCCUGUCCCAAUGCUCUACUGGAAGCAGGACCUCCUUUCCAUUCCUAUCUAAGAGCAUUGGUGAGGGGAAGGUAGGCAGCGGUGUGGUGAAGCCCCUGGUCUCUCAGGUGAGGCCUCUCAUGGAGCACAACCAGGACAGAGACCAGAGCCAAGCCCAUAGCCAGAGGAAGGUCUCAGAAGACUCUCAAAAGGGCCCCACCGGGAGACUAGAAGUAGUGGACACUACGGAGAAGUUUCUUAAUCUGCGGGCCUCUCCUCUGAGGAAGAAGCUGUUUAACCCUGCAGUGGACUCCCGUAGGAUGGUCAGUCCUGUGACCAAGGCUGCAGCCUCUCACCUCACAACUACAGGCAUGAGGAAGUCCCAGUCAGUCCAGAACCUGCACACUGAGGUAGACAUGCCUCUAACCCUGUCUCGGCCCUCCAAGGAGGUGGCCCCCCUGCCCCAUCACUCCCAGUUCCAUCACUCCCAGGCCAGCGAGGGUCAAGUGACACUCCCCACCUCCCCCCAGCCUCAGGACAACACCAGUACCAGCCACAGCACAGCCACUAUGCCCAGGAGCCUAAAGUCCCGCUGCUCCUACAUGAGCCCCACCACCAGUUCCAUGGCCAAGAUGUCCCGCUCCGUGUCCAUGGGAGACAACCUAAACGUGACUGAGGAGGAGUCUGGGUCUGGAAGUAGUUCCAACACCUCAAUCCCUCCAACGACCAAGAGUCAGAGCUGCUCCUCCCACAGUCCGAGUACUAAAGCAUCUUUCCCAGUGGCCAUGGUCUCCUCGGCGUCCUCCUCCCUCUCAGGGAUGGGUUUAGCCAUGCCCCAAGCUGCUGUUAUCCCCAAUCUCAUAGCUAGCUCUAACCCUAACCCAACCACCAAGAGUCUGCAGGCCAAGCUGACGUGCAGCACCCAGCCCCAGCUCAACCUGGACAUCUCCAAGUCCCUCCCAGACAAGCCCUCCCUGGCAGUCUUCACACCCAACGGUACCUCCAAGACCACCACCACUUCCUACAAGACUGUCAAAGAGGACAACCUUUCCCCCCCAGUUAGCUCAUUGCCCCAGCAGGGACAGAAUCAACCACCACCGCUCUUCAACAACGUCCAGCUAGUCAUUGCACUGUCCCCCUCCCCUGCUCCUCCUUGGGAGACUAGCCCAGUGCUGAGCCCUGAGGCGGAGCAGCUUGGUCUCACCGCGGAGCUGCGUCCUGAGGCCCCUGUUGUAGACAACAGACUGGAACAGCCAAAUACAGAGGAAAGCCAGGGCCUGACCCAGGAGGAGAGCCCCGUGACGGAGCUGUCUCUUCAGGGCAAUCCGGUCUACCUGCUGUCACAACGAGGGCCCAGCCAGGACCGCACAGAGGAUUCUCUCAGUAUGGAGUCGUGCAAGGUGUUGGCCAGCGAGCUACAGAACUCGUUUAGGAAGGCCUCCCGGUUCUACAGGAUGGUGAACAGUGUGCCUGUAGCCUCCAGGCAGGAGCAGCAUGAGAUGGCCCGGGUCCUGUCUGAGGCCUUUGAGGUUGUGAGGGCCGAGCUGAGCUCCCUGCCCCAGAGCUCACUACCAUCCCCCUCUGGAGAACCGGCAGCAGGAGGCUCCCUGUGUACGCUGGGCUGCCGGCCUGUAGGACCAGGCACAGGGGGAUCAGGCUCAGGGGAGGAGAGGACUCUGGCUCUGCUGGAGCAGUACUCUGAGCUCCUCCUCAAAGCUGUGGAGAAGAGGCUGGACAACAAUCAGGUCUCCUAGAGACAUCUCAAGGGAGAGGCAUCUUAUUUUACCCCACCCUUUAAGACUGAACCAGCAAACCUUCUGGCAAAUGUAGAAUUUUAAGCCAUUGUGCAAGGAUAUCUGCAGAGCUGAUUGAUCAGUGGACCUACUACAGUACUUGUUAUUUAAAUCAACUUUUUGAAGAUGAACAAAUUAAAAUAUUCAUGAGGGACAUCUUUUUUACAAGGUCUUUGUUAAAGGACUUCUAUCUCUCUCGCGAUCUGCAGGACUCUCUAGUUGGGUGGUCCCCUCUCUCCCUGUCAGAUCUCUGUAGGACUUGGUGGGAUGGUGAGGCUUGCAGUCAGCACAAAGGCCCACUGGAAUGGCCCAACGUAUAACACUAACAUGCCAACAGCACAGAUACUGGUACUGUACUGAGACCCCUCAGGAUGAUCGAUGUCUCAGCAUUCAUUUCCAGUGUGGCUAAGCUGCACUACAGACUGUCAUUCACCAACCUUCCUCCCUCUGUGUGUCACCUACCAGAUAACUGCACUCUCACAACCACUUGUUUUAUUCACCCAUGUUGCCAAAUAUUGUGCCCUGCUACUUUGUUUUAAGUAAGUUAGCCUGAGGCUAAUACAUAAGUAAUUAGUGGUUAUGGCCUUUGUUACAUACUCUAGAUCUCCCCUAGAUUACGGAAAUAUGAAUAGUUGCUACAUUUGAUACGGGCUAUCAUUUUGGGUAGAAGUAGCAGAACGUUUUGGAGAAUCGAAGGGUGUUGUUGUUCAAUACCUUUCCUGACCCCAGUGAUCUAAAACAAUACAAUUGUGAUCGCUACAAUUUAAACUUUCUGUGUUGGUGUCCCUGUCCCGACCAGGGCUCUCACCCACCAACACGUUGGAGUGGAGCACAAGACCCUUCCAAGUCUUAGAAGCCAGAUGAUCAGACAUAGUGUUUUAGUGGAUGAUUUCAUACAUUGUGUUUUGAGAUGCCCUGUCGGUGUGUGAUGUGUGGUUGUAUUUAUUAUGUUGUAAAAGGUCCAUGUUACAAAGAGGUUUUCAGCCUCUUGUUGUACAGUUUGUUUUGAUACUGGUGUCAGUAGGUUUUGUGCCAGAGCUAGGUCAUCAGUGGGGGACCAACAUGCAAAAAACAGACUACCUUGAAGAUAUACAGUAUCAACUGAGUCUCCUCGUUCUUCAACUCUACUGGAUGAUUUUAUAAAACGUGUGAAUUGUGUUCCCAGUAAUAAUACAAAUGUUUCAAGGAAAUGGGUGCCUUAAGUCAAAACCAUAUUUUUUCAUGGUUCUAAAUGUGUUAGGCAAUACCAAAAUAAUAUUCAAUUGUAAUCAAAAGGCAACUACUGAAAUGUAUCUACUGCUGUGGGAAUCAAAUGACAUUGAGAAGAAGUGUUCUCUGGUGACAAUUAAUAGAGACAUCUUAGUGUUGGGUUACCUGAGGGUGAGAACAUAUUUCAUUCAGAGCUCUGCUGCACCAAUUCCUCAACAUUAAUUGGCUUCAGGUUUUUAUCCUAGUCUCUGGUACAUUUCCACCACAGUAACAAUAUAAAGCACUUUUUUUCCUAUCAAAAUGGUCAUAGGUCAAAUGAAUGUAUUUGUAAUAGCUUAGGAUACUAAACUGAACCUUCAGGGUCUCUGUGUGUAUAUAAUGGUGUAACGUAUGUGAGUCGAGGGCUCAGACUAAUUAUUAUGUCCUUCUGCUGCUAUGGUAAUUGUGGCCGCAGACAAGCACAACAUUGCCCUCUGCUGUUGGACCUAAAUCACUGCCCAGCUGCUAUGACAGACAGCCCAAUCACUCACCUCCCACCACUCAUCUCUGGUCAGGAUAAUGAUAUGCUGUGCUAUAAUACACUAGUGCUCUCAAACAAUAUUUUAAUCACCUGUGUAUACAGUUCUGGGUAUUUUCUCAGUUAUUGUUACUUGUUGUUAGGAAACUUUCACAUCUUGGUAGAAACGGUCUGAUCAGGUACCCAAUGUUCUUCUACUCUUUCAAAGUGCCACGCCUGUAACUCCUUUCUACUGUUGAUUAAAGCAUUGUAUGUACAAAUGACUAGAUGGAUGUGCAUGGACAGACCGCAAAGAUUUGCAGUCGAGCCCUGAAAGGACAUGGGUUACGGUAUAGAAAAAAAAUGAAUUAUCCUGCUGUUUAUUAGUUAUUCAGUAUUUCCCCAUCUGAUUGACAAUAUUCAGAACGGUAACGUUAUCUAGCAGACUGGAGGCUUCAUUAAGACAUAGGAUUGUAUUUCAAUGGACAGUAGUACAGAUACCUUGUAACUUUCUGCUGCUUGUAUGCAUGAGUAUAUAUGCAUGAAGGGUGGUGAGGUAUGGAGGUUGACUGACUGGCUCGUUCCUUAGUAGGAUUGCAUGGUUGAACGUACCCUUUUUAAAGAGUCGAUCCCGCUCUUUUUCACUGACUGGUACCCCUGUAGCUGACGCUAGUUCUAAUCUCACCUUUUGUAUGUUAUGCUGAUUACUUGUCUUAAACUGCAGAUGAUGGACCAGCAUUUUCCUCUUUUAGGAAUGAUCACCUUUCAGCCAUUUUGUGAGCUGUUUUCUGUUUUGCACCAACCUCAGUGUUUUUACUGUAUUCCCUCUCUGAACUUCUUUCUCUGCCAGAGAAUAAAAACAGAUUUAUUACACUCAA